AUUUAAAUAUAUGUUCUUGUAACUGUAAAGACUUUAGGAAGAUUUCUGAAAUAGAAAUUUUAAUUCCUUGUAAUUUAUUUAUAUUAGUCUCAUUAUACCAAAAAAUGAAUUAACCUUUUAAAAAAAUAUAUAGGUUAAGUCCAGGAAAGUGGUACAUUAUAGAUUUUGAAGAGUUGAGAUGUGAUCUUAAAAAAAAGGGUUUUGGUAUUUUCUUGUCUGUCGCCAUGAGACGGUUACCUCUUUUAAAACUUUUCAUUCUAAUUUUUUUAUGUGUAACAGUUUUAUACAUUUAUUCCGCUAGCAAUCGUAGCAAAAACAAUACCGAACUAGUAAAAUCGGGGCAUAUAAUUGACAGUAACCAAGAGAAGCCAUUUAUAGAUAGGAUUGUAAUAUCAUUUGUAGUGUGUGAUUCUAGGUUUAAUGAGUCUUUAAAUGUUAUAAAAUCUGUCUUGCUUUUUACAAAGACUCCUGUUUACUUUGUUAUAUUCACUGACAAUAAAUUAAGAUCACAAUUCAAUGAAACUCUCCACAAAUGGAAACCUAUGUUUGAUAACCAGCUUGAUUUUGAAUUACAAAGAAUCAAAUUUCCUGAAGCACACGAAGAAGAUUGGAUGAAUUUGUUUAGUAAAUGUGCAGCUCAACGAUUGUUUAUUCCAAAAUUACUCCCACAUAUUGACUCUAUGAUAUAUGUGGACACAGAUACCUUAUUCUUAGGACCAGCUGAUGAUCUGUGGAAAACUUUUAAAAAGUUUAACAAUUCACAAAUAUCAGCUAUGACUCUGGAAGAUGAUAAUCCUAAUGUCUCAUGGUACCCUAGAUUUGCCAAGCAUCCCUUUUAUGGAAAAUAUGGUCUUAAUUCUGGAGUGAUGCUCAUGAAUUUAACAAGAAUGAGAGAAUUUGGAUGGGUUGAUUAUGUGACACCUAUAAUGUUAAAGUGGAAACUGUACAUUCCCUGGGGAGACCAGGAUAUUAUAAACAUAAUAUUCCAUUACCAUGAAAGAGCUGUAUAUAUAAUGUCCUGUCGUUAUAAUUAUCGCUCGGAUCAGUGCAUGUAUGGAGAUGCAUGCGCUGAUGCUACAGAACAUGGUGUAUUUGUAUUACAUGGCAGCCGGAAAGCUUUUCACAACCACAAACAACCAGCUUUUGAGGCAAUUUACCGGGCUGUUGAUGAAUAUGAAAUUGGAACUGAACCAAUGAAAAUUCUGGAAAACAUAGAUAAAUAUUUAAUGGAUGCUCCACAGUCGCAUUGUGGUAAUUUAAAAGACGCCUUCCUUAAAAUACCUCUACAAACAUUAAUAAAAAAACACUCGAGACCUGAUAGAUAAUAGAAAUAUUGUUAGACUAACACUGAGACUCGAUGUUUAUUAUAUUAAAUACAGAUAUAAAGUUUUUUCGACGUUUUGUGCACGUACACUAACGUGCAUUACAAUAUUGGUCAGCUAUAAAAUAGUCGACUAUAUCAUUAAUCUCGAAACAAAAUAUAUAAGAAUCUGUUAACUUAAACAAUAGUCAGCAAAAAUAAUUUACCAAAUAUUAGAUUGUAAUAGUUUUACUAUGUCAUAUCUCUUACACAAAUAAGUUUUAGAACAGUGGAAUUAUAUUAAAAGCAAAUUAUAUAUUUAAUAUAUUUAUUUAUUACUUUUAUAUGUGGUUAAAAUCAUAAAAAUCACGAAACUAUUAUUCUUUAUAUAUUCUUCUAAUAUAAUUAUAAAAUUUAAGUAACGUUACUGGGAUGGGAUUUUCCCGUUCAAUCAUAUGGGCCAAUCAUAUAUUCGCUGCCCAGCCAAUGAGGUGCACAUUUGUUUGUUUUACAAUUCAAUUAGGCUGUACCGCAUCACAAACAUGGGUCAAGAACUUAGCCUUAAAUAUUAUAAUACCAACUAUUUCUAUAAGUCUUAGUCUUAGUCAAUAGAUAUACAGAGAAUAAAAAUGCUCUCCUUUGAUAAAAUUUUCCUUUAUGUAUUUAUAACGAAAAUACUUGUCUCAUGAGAACGUUAAUAACAUCCUCAUGAGACAAGUAUUAAUACAAUUAAAACUCUUAGAUUUUAUUUUUGAAUAUUUUGUAGAAUAGAUAGAAUAGAUGUUUGCUAGAGAGUUUACAGAUGAAAAGCACCAUGACAAUCAAAAAUGACAAGUAAAAGAUGAGAAUGACAAAUGAAUGAGGUAUUUGAUGUAUUAUAUAAAAUUAUUAUUUAAAAGGGCUAAAAGGGCAUACACUUUUGAGUAAAAUAUAACUAAUGGUCUUAAAUUGGCAUAGGUAUUAACAAAAAUAUUACGCGUUAAGACAUAUGUUAUAUUAUAAAACGACCAAGAUCUGUAUUUAUUCUGAUUUCCAAAUCAUUGUUAUUGAUAUCAAAUUGUCCUCUUUACUAUUAAACCACAUAAAUAUGUGUGUUAUAAUAAACGAUCAACUCUAUUAUAUCGUUUAGAAGCAAAUGAUUGAUAAAUCAACGCUCGUGUGGGUCGUUUAAUAGAUUUUGUGUUUAGUUUUUUACCUACACACUUUUAACGAAAACUAAAAUAAUUACUUUGUUCCUAGAUUAUAAUUUAUGCAACUUAUUUAUUUUGUUUAAAAUAAAAUAAUAUAAGCUAUUUAUAUAUUAGAUAAGCCAUAUGUAUUUGUUUAGCCAUCUUUUAUUUUCACAUUCAGCUCGUAUCAACAAUGAUCAAGAAAUAAUUUAUAUACCCUUUACCAAUUAAAGAAGGAGUAAAGAAUUACGAGUCUAAAAUUUACACUCUGUGCAAUGGAUAAUAACUCUGCUUUAUUAAGGACAACAAUUCUUGAUUCAUAUAACUCCAUUGAUAAUACAACAUUAUAUCAAAUUUAAUUUUACUUCAAAACUUCCAAUAACAACUUAACUGACAUUCGUCUCUAAUUUUUUUCUCAAAUCAAAUUUUGAAUACCAAAUAUUAUUCAAGCUCUUGGCCAAAAAUAACGCGCCAACUCAAUGACUAAGUUGCACAUUUGUCUUAACUCCUACUGUGGUUGGAAUGGGCCCACAUACACAUACAUUAUUCCAAUAUAAACCAAAUAUUUUUUUGCCUAAGUUGUAUAACUUAAUGUUCCUCAAAAUUAAUCACCCAAAAAGUAAACAUACAAAUGUAGAUGUUAAAAUAUUUGGUACUAGAUUAAGUAAAAAAAUUGACUUAUUUUUGGCAGAUCUCAAGCCAAUAGUAACAGUAUCAGAAAUAUAGAAUAAAUUGUAAAUUUCAUUAAAUAUCGUAAAAGUUACCUUUGCAACUGGUAUUAUAGUUUGCUUAUAAAUAUGUUGUAAUGUUUUUUUAUGUUAUAAUGUUGAUAUUUCAUAAUGAACCGAUGAAUCUAAUUUAUUUAAGUUAUGUAUAAUAUUGGUUGAGGUUAGAAGUAUUUUCCUUAGGGGUUGUUUGAGGAACUAAUGUAUGAUAGAUAGAUUCAUUAUUGAUAUUUUGUAUUGUUUAUAAAAAAAAAAACAAUAAUAUUGCAAUAAAUUUGUAAAAAUUUCUACAAUAUAUUUUUAAAGAGAUUUUAAAUUUGGGACGGGACUACUUACAAAUUUAAUCAUGAUACAAACUAAUGAUAAUGACAAAAGCUUGGUAAAUAGUUAUAAUUAGUCAUAAUUUGGCACAAAAAUAAAACGAAUUUCCAAAUUAGAUGCAGUUUUUAAGGUCGUAUUGUCGUCAGUGGAAGACAGGAAAUCUUAUAUAUUAUACACAUUGAUAAUUAUUGUUAAGUCACCCUAUAAUUUUGUAGCUGUAAAAAAUAGUUCUGUGACUUGUCGCUCCUGUAGCCCAACAUUGCCAACUCAUUUGAUUUAAAAUAAAAAUAAUUUCUAAAUAUAUAAAUAUGGCGAUAUUCUAAAAUGUCUCCCUCUUACACUCAAUGUAAUCUACGUAGUUGUUAAAAUAGUUAUAUAGGUAAGUUUUACAAAAGUAUUGGCGGAGUUGAAGUUUCAUUAUUUCCUUUUUUUUUAAAUAUUACUAUAUGAUUUGUAACUACGCUGUAAAUAUAGAUGUCCUAAAAAUGUGUAAAAUAGCUAUUUAUACCACGACCUCAGCACAUGCAGGGAUUGUACACACAUAUGAGAGUUUAUCUUAACAUUUUUUUUACACUGUUCAAUUUAGGGUCACAAGAAUCUCAGCUAAAGAAGUAUUAAUGAUUUAUUUUUCAUAUGUUACAUCGUAUCUUGUUGGGUUAAAUAAUAUAGUAUUAGUACUAUUGUUAAUAAAAUAAUGCACAAGUUUUAAUUCCAUUUUAAUUUGUUAUUGAUUCCAUUUACUUUUGUUUAUAUUAUAAUCUACGCUGGUAUAAGUAUUAUCAUUACUGUAAUCUGC
Vanessa atalanta (red admiral) is the source of this 4311-nucleotide messenger RNA. It is a transcript of the gene shams, whose product is annotated as glucoside xylosyltransferase 1. NCBI's taxonomy places the organism in Eukaryota, Metazoa, Arthropoda, Insecta, Lepidoptera, Nymphalidae. The coding region runs from base 225 to 1325 and encodes 366 amino acids. Gene Ontology annotation, molecular function: UDP-xylosyltransferase activity. Gene Ontology annotation, biological process: protein O-linked glycosylation via N-acetylgalactosamine. The transcript has 6 exons. The record is from RefSeq and is a predicted model, not a curated record.